Molecule: messenger RNA, 1394 nt
Organism: Gastrolobium bilobum
Lineage: Eukaryota; Viridiplantae; Streptophyta; Magnoliopsida; Fabales; Fabaceae
Product: COMPASS-like H3K4 histone methylase component WDR5B
Exons: 2
Coding region: 102-1049 (315 amino acids)
Biological process (GO): establishment of mitotic spindle orientation; microtubule organizing center organization; nuclear migration
Cellular component (GO): neuronal cell body; cytoplasmic microtubule; nuclear envelope
Molecular function (GO): dynein complex binding; microtubule plus-end binding
Source: RefSeq, a predicted model, not a curated record
CCUAAAUAACCCAAUUUGUUUCCUUUUCCUUAUAAAAUUACACUUUAAAAAUAGAGGCAAACAAACAGACACGGGGUUUGGUUCAAACCGCGAAAGCAUCAAUGGCGACGAGCACGAGCAGCAGCAACAACCAACCAUACAGACCCUACCGGCACCUGAAAACCCUAACCGCCCAUCAACGCGCUGUGUCGUGCGUGAAGUUCUCGAACGACGGAACCCUCCUUGCCUCCGCCUCACUGGACAAAACCCUAAUUAUCUGGUCCUCCGCCACUCUCUCCCUCCUCCACCAUCUCAUCGGCCACUCAGACGGCGUCUCCGACCUCGCCUGGUCCUCCGACUCCCACUACAUUUGCUCCGCCUCCGACGACCGCACCCUCCGCAUCUGGGACGCCACCGGCGGCGACUGCGUCAAGACGCUCCGCGGCCACUCCCUCGCCGUUUUCUGCGUCAACUUCAACCCCCAAUCCAAUUACAUCGUCUCCGGUUCCUUCGACGAGACAAUUAGGGUUUGGGAGGUGAAGACCGGGAAGUGUAUCCACGUCAUCAACGGCCACACGAUGCCCGUCACGUCCGUGCACUUCAAUCGCGACGGUUCCCUCAUCGUCUCUGGUAGCCACGAUGGGUCUUGCAAGAUUUGGGACACAAGCUCUGGUACUCUGUUGAAGACCCUCAUCGAUGAUAAGCUCCCUGCUGUGUCAUUCGCCAAGUUUUCCCCCAAUGGCAAGUUCAUACUCGUUGCUACUCUCAAUGACACCCUUAAGCUAUGGAACUACUCGACUGGGAAGUUUUUAAAAAUUUAUUCGGGCCAUGUGAAUAGAGUAUACUGCAUAACUUCCACAUUUUCUGUGACAAAUGGGAAAUAUAUUGUUGGCGGUUCAGAAGAUCGAUGUGUUUAUUUGUGGGAUCUUCAGGCCAAAAAUAUGGUUCAGAAAUUAGAAGGCCAUACAGAUACUGUAAUAUCCGCUACCUGUCACCCAACAGAGAACAAAAUUGCUUCUGCUGGCCUCGAUGGUGAUAGAACUGUGAGGGUUUGGGUACAGGAUUUCUGAAUAGAGAACAAAAUUGCUUCUGCUGGCCUCGAUGGUGAUAGAACUGUGAGGGUUUGGGUACAGGAUCCCUGAAUAAUCGCAAAACUGUAUGUGGAUAUGGUCCUCUUAUAACCUACAAUUUGAUUUUCUUCAAGAUUUCAACUGCAUGCUUCCUUUUGAGUUUGGAUGCAUUAUUAUGUCUUGGUGGCUUUUUGUUGAGAGAGGUGCACCGUGCCCCCCCCCCCCCCCCCCCAUAAAAGACAGGUUAUACAAAGCAUUUGUAAUUCAUAAUGUAGUCUAUUCUUUUAUAUACAUUUUUGUCCUACAUGUAUUUAAAUUUUCAAAUUGAGUCCUUGGGAAAUUUUG